Arxiozyma heterogenica is the source of this 477-nucleotide messenger RNA. RefSeq names its product mRNA-binding translational activator GIS2 (gene GIS2). Gene Ontology annotation, cellular component: cytoplasm. Bases 1 to 477 code for a protein of 158 amino acids. Lineage: Eukaryota; Fungi; Ascomycota; Saccharomycetes; Saccharomycetales; Saccharomycetaceae. The record is from RefSeq and is a predicted model, not a curated record. Gene Ontology annotation, biological process: positive regulation of cytoplasmic translation. Gene Ontology annotation, molecular function: mRNA binding; single-stranded RNA binding; translation regulator activity. The transcript has a single exon.
AUGUCUCAAAAAGCCUGCUACGUUUGUGGUAAAUUAGGUCACUUAGCUGACGAUUGUGAUUCUGAAAAAUUAUGUUACAAUUGUAACAAACCUGGCCAUGUUCAAUCUGAAUGUCCAGAACCAAGAACUGUUGAACACAAGCAAUGUUACAACUGUGGUGAAACAGGUCAUGUUAGAAGUGAAUGUACUGUUCAACGUUGUUACAACUGCAACCAAACUGGUCAUAUCUCCAGAGAAUGUCCAGAACCAAGAAAGGGUAGAUUCCAUCAUGGUGGUAACAGAUACAAUAGUGGUAAGACCUGUUAUAAAUGUGGUGGUUUUAACCACUUAGCUAGAGAUUGUACUGAGUCAGAAUCUAAAUGUUACAACUGUGGUAAAUUCGGUCAUAUUUCCACAGAUUGUCCAAAUGAAGCUGCCGAGAAGGUUUGUUACCAUUGCAACCAACCUGGUCACAUCUCCAGAGAUUGUCCAAUUUGA